Molecule: messenger RNA, 594 nt
Organism: Ananas comosus (pineapple)
Lineage: Eukaryota; Viridiplantae; Streptophyta; Magnoliopsida; Poales; Bromeliaceae
Product: putative HTLV-1-related endogenous sequence
Exons: 1
Coding region: 1-594 (197 amino acids)
Source: RefSeq, a predicted model, not a curated record
AUGCCCAGCCGCCUCAGCUCGACCUCUGCCCUAACCACGCUCACAUCCAGCCGCCGGCGUGCGACUCCGGCCGCCGGAAAAGCCAGGUUUGCUCUUUUUCCACCUUCCUCUCCACCUAGCCUCUUCAAUCUCUGUUCGAGAUCAACCCUGAGGGAUCUACACUCUCAAGCGCCCUCCCCUGGCCGUGGCCCAGCCUCCGGCGACUCCCCUCGUCGCCACCGUCGUCCCAGCGCACCGCCGCCGCCGCCCAAGCCGGCUGCGGCCAGAUCUAGGCAGAUCUGGCCCAGGAGCUUUAGCUCCCUGCUAGCACUGUCGCCGCCACUUUGGGACGGCCGAGACGGCCUCCCCCGGAGCCCCGGCGACCUCCGCCGCCGGCCCCACCGCCAGCGCACGCCGCCGGAGCCGCCCCAGCUCCCUGCGGCCACCUGCAAUCACCCAGGCCGAGCUUGGGUCAUCUUUGCAUCCGCGCGCCGCCACCGCUCCCUAUCAGUCGCGCCGCCCUCCGGCGACCUCGCGCGCGCCUCCCCGCCGUCCCCGCACGCCGCCGGCCGCCGCCCGAGCUCUCUGCGCCGUCCUGAGAGCGUACGGGCCUAG